AUGUCAGCAAAGAACACCAUUACUGUCACCAAGCCCCUACUAAAGGUGGGGUGCACGUUAGGGGAAGGGCCACUUUAUGAUGCAGCAACCGGUGUAUUACAUUUUGUCGAUAUCAUUGAGCAGAAGGUGUAUCACUUAAACACCGAAACCCUCGCACUAGCAACUGAAGUCUUUGAUGAAGCGAUCACUUGCCUUGCUUUGAGAAAGAACGGUGAAGGCCUCGCCUGUCUCACUGCUACAGGCAUUGCGACACUGCAGGGUAAUUCAACGUUGCAUUACCUAGCAAAACCAUUGCCACAGAACGUUGUGGAAGCUAAUUCGAGGUUCAAUGAUGGUGCCUGCGAUCGCAAGGGAAGAUUCUUUGCCGGGACCAUACACUCUAGGACACACAAGGAUAUUCGAGGCCAACUAUGGAUGUAUGACCCGGAAAGUGGGGACUGCCAUCUUGCUGAUGAGGGCCCGUUUACGGAUUCAAACGGGUUAGGCUGGAGUCCAGAUGGCAAGACGAUGUACUUCACUGAUUCCUUGGUGAACAAAAUAUUUGCCUACGACUAUGAGGACGGCAAACUAUCCAACAGACGUGUUGCUGUGGAUGCCCUAGCAGUGGGUCUUCCCGAACAGAGCUUUUGCGAUGGGUUUUGCGUAGAUAACGAGGGCUACAUCUGGAGUGCACGCUGGGGAGGAUCUCAGAUAAACAGGUUCUCCCCGAACGGCGAGCUUGAUACCACGAUACGUUUCCCCACUGUGUUCCAUGUGACAGCUUGCUGCUUUGGAGGCGCGGACCAAGAUAAGUUGUACGUGACCUCUGCGCACUGCGCUGCAAUUGGCGGCGAUGCCACGCGGCAGAAGCAGUUUCCUGACUCUGGUCAUCUCUUCAUGGUGGAUCUGAGGGGGCAAUUCAAAGGAGGGGAAUGGAGGUUCCCGUUCGGGGGCUGA
This is a messenger RNA of Coniophora puteana RWD-64-598 SS2, 936 nucleotides long. Its product is annotated as regucalcin. Gene Ontology annotation, biological process: L-ascorbic acid biosynthetic process. The record is from RefSeq and is a predicted model, not a curated record. The transcript has 8 exons. The coding region runs from base 1 to 936 and encodes 311 amino acids. NCBI's taxonomy places the organism in Eukaryota, Fungi, Basidiomycota, Agaricomycetes, Boletales, Coniophoraceae. Gene Ontology annotation, molecular function: calcium ion binding; gluconolactonase activity.